AUGGGCAACGAGAGCUCGACGCUGGCCGCAGGAGAGGAGGAGCCCGGCAGAGACGCCGCCGCCGCCGUCGAGGGAGGCGAGUGCUGCGGCUACCGCGUGCUGGGCAUCCAGGAGCAGUCGCCCGCGGCGGCCGUGGGCUUCGUGAGCUUCUUCGACUUCAUCCUCGAGGCCAACGGCAUCCGCCUCGACACGCGCGACGCGACUCUGAUGGAGCUCAUCGCGCAGAGCGAAGACCGUCCCAUGCAGCUCAAAGUGUUCAACGUCAAGGCCCAGAGCACGCGGGAGCUGCAGCUCACGCCCAGCCGCAAGUGGCCGGGCAAGGGCCUGCUGGGCGUCACCAUCCGCUUCGACUCGUACGAGGGCGCGGAGGACCAACUGCUGCACGUGCUCAAUGUGGCAGAGGCGUCGCCGGCGGAGCGCGCGGGGCUUCGAGCGGACUCGGACUAUCUGCUGGGCACGCCGGAGCGGGUGUUCACCGAUGCGGAGGACCUACACGAUGAGAUUCUGGACGCUCUGGACGGGUCGUUCCAGUGCUACGUGUACAACUCGCUGGAGGACCAAGUGCGCAUCGUGUCGAUUGUUCCCACUGAGCGAUGGGGAGGAGAUGGUGUGCUGGGGGCUGAAGUUGGACAUGGAUACUUGCAUCGACUACCGUCCGUGUGCCGCAGUACUAUCGGCUCCUCCGUGGGUUUCGUCAAUCUCCCGAAGGAUGCCAAGGCAGCCACGGAUGCUUUCUGUAAGAUGGUUUCCGGUGAUGGUUAUCGUUUUCUUUUGGAGAUGAGAGAGACUAAAAGUUGUGGAUUACUGUGA
Messenger RNA from Phytophthora sojae, 810 nucleotides. RefSeq lists its product as hypothetical. The coding region runs from base 1 to 810 and encodes 269 amino acids. Gene Ontology annotation, molecular function: protein binding. Lineage: Eukaryota; Oomycota; Peronosporomycetes; Peronosporales; Peronosporaceae. The transcript is spliced from 4 exons. Gene Ontology annotation, biological process: Golgi organization. The record is from RefSeq and is a predicted model, not a curated record. Gene Ontology annotation, cellular component: Golgi apparatus.